UUCCUGCCUCUCUGUCUCUUCCUCCCUCUCUGUCUCUUCCUCUCUGUCUCUUCCUGCCUCUCUGUCUCUUCCUCCCUCUCUGGGAGUCUCGUACAUUUCCCGUCGUGCUUUGCGGCUCCUGACAAGUCGGAUCCAAGAUGGCGUAGAAAGUAAUGACAGGAGUCCUGUCCUGAGUCAUGGCAGACAGAAGACCGGCUCAUCCUUGUGAACAAGCAUGUGACUCCUUCCGGCGGCUGGACUACGAGGCGGCGGUGACGCACUGCACAGAAUGUCUGCUGUCCCUCAGCCACUACAAGAGCACGCCGGCCUGCGCCUCGCAGAUCAACCGCAUCAAGAUCGAGAGCCUGCUCUACCGCAUCGCCUCGUUCCUGCAGCUGAAAAACUAUGAUCAGGCGGAUGAAGACUGCAAGUUGGUCCUGGGGUCGGGCCACUCGCAGUUGGACGCCUCUGUUCACACUGUACUGUGCUGUUUGCAUCUGGAGGGGAAGCUGCAGAUCGUGUCCGGUGUAUUAUCCAAGACUCUGAUCGGAGAGCCACUGAACGGUAUGGUGACCAAGGACCUGUCACGGUUAAAGGCUCUGCUUGCUGAGAUCGAGAAUGUCACCAACUCCGUUCGCUCGGGUUUUCACGCGGAGGAUUUGGAAGACGGUACACAGGAUGGAUGGCAGUUCAGACCUCCCCCCCGGGGUGUCACCAGCAGUGAGGAGUACACACUGUGCAAAAGGUUCUUAGAACAGGGGAUCUGCCGGUAUGGAGCGCAAUGCACCUCAGCGCACUCACAGGAGGAGCUGGAGGAAUGGCAGAAGCGAUAUGCCUCGCGCCUCAUCCGUCUCAAGCAACAGAAGGAAAACACACAAUUUUCAGGGAGCUACAUGGAGUCCCUGAUCGAGAAGUGGAUGAAUUCCCUGUCGCCAGAGAGAGUGCUCAGUGAGUGUGUGGAGGGCGUACACGUGGAUUACAGUCCUGACCUCUCUGUUACCGUUACCACCAAAAAAUCUCAGCAGACGUGGACGUUUCUCCUGACGUGUAAGCCGGCGAGGACGCUUCAGCGCGUGGCUCUGCUGUACGACGCUCACAGACCUCAUUUUAGUAUUGUGGCAAUAUCCGCUGGAGAUGGCAACAGUCAGGUGCCCCAGGAGGUGCCCGAGAGCUGCCAGGAGUGGGUCGGCGAGAAGAUGUCGCAGAACGGCAUGGACCAUUGCUUGUACAAAGUCGUCAUCACCUUUACCACCGAGAUAUUCGGCACUUUCCGCCAGACUGUAGUGUUUGACUUUGGUGUAGAGCCGGUUCUGAUGCAGAGGAUCAUGGUGGACGCAGCUUCAACUGAAGAUCUUGAAUACUUGAUGCACGCCCGUCAGCAGCUGCUAACGACCGCGAAGCGCUGGGACUCCAUGUCUAAGACCAUAGUGGAGUUCGAUCCCAACGAGACUACUGAACUAGAGCGCAGCCUCCUCAGCCGAUACCAAAUCCCGCUCUCCGCCGACCAGCUGUUUACACAGUCCGUGCUGGACAAGUCGCUGACCAGGACCAACUACCAGUCCCGCCUGCACGACCUGCUUUACAUUGAAGAGAUUGCACAGUACAAGGAAGUCAGCAAGUUUAACAUCAAGGUCCCGCUGCAGCUAGUGGCGAGCUUCAUGCUGACGGGCGUUUCCGGAGGAGCCAAAUACGCCCAGAACGGGCAGCUUUUCGGUCGCUUUAAACUCACUGAGACACUUUCAGAGGACACGCUCGCCGGCAGACUCGUGAUGACCAAAGUCAACGCCGUGUAUCUGCUGCCCGUCUCGAAGGAGAAGUCCGCACAGAGCCAAGGGAGCAAAGAGAAGGUGUACGAAGCUGUCAUCGAGGAGAAGACGAAGGACUACAUCUUCUUAAGAAUAUGCAAGGAUUGCUGCGAAGAGCUGCGGCUCCGGCCCGACCGGGAGAUGCAGGUUGAGCUCCAGUUCCAGCUGAACCGGCUGCCUCUGUGUGAAAUGCACUACGCCUUAGACAGGAUACGGGAUAACGGCAUUCUCUUUCCGGAUCUGAGCGCAACGCCCCCGAUACCCUGGAGCCCCAACAGACAGUGGGACGAGCUCUUAGAUCCCCGGCUGAACGCUAAGCAGAAAGAAGCCAUCUUGGCGAUCACUACCCCCCUCUCCGUUCAGCUGCCCCCUAUCCUCAUCAUCGGCCCUUAUGGUACCGGCAAGACGUUCACCCUGGCCCAGGCUGUGAAGCACAUCCUAAAGCAGCAGGACACCAGCAGGGUCCUGAUUUGCACCCACUCUAACAGCGCCGCUGACCUCUACAUCAAGGAUUAUUUACAUCCAUACGUGGAAACAGGGAACCCGCAGGCCCGGCCACUCAGGGUAUACUUCAGAAAUCGCUGGGUGAAGACGGUGCACCCGGUCGUACACCAGUACUGUCUGAUCUCCAGCACACAUGCCACCUUCCAGAUGCCCCAGAAAGAAGACGUAGUGCGGCACAGGGUGGUGGUGGUGACGCUCAGCACAUCGCAGUACCUCUGCCAGCUGGAUCUGGAGCCCGGCUUUUUUACCCACAUCCUGUUGGAUGAAGCAGCACAAGCCAUGGAAUGUGAAACCAUCAUGCCUCUGGCCCUGGCCAAUAAGAGCACGCGGAUCGUUCUGGCCGGAGAUCACAUGCAGCUCAGUCCGUUCGUCUACAGCGAGUUCGCCAGAGAGCGUAACCUCCACGUGUCGCUGUUAGACCGCCUGUAUGAACAUUACCCCGCCGACUUCCCGUGUAGGAUCCUGCUGUGCGAGAAUUACCGAUCCCACGAGGCCAUCAUCAAUUACACGUCGGAGCUCUUCUAUGAGGGGAAGUUGAUGGCCAGCGGCAAGCAGCCGGCCCACAAGGACUUCUACCCCCUGACCUUCUUCACCGCCCGAGGGGAGGACGUCCAGGAGAAGAACAGCACGGCCUUCUACAACAACGCAGAGGUAUUUGAGGUGGUGGAGCGCGUGGAGGAGCUGAGGAGGAAGUGGCCGGUGGCCUGGGGCAAGCUGGACGACGGCAGUAUUGGGGUGGUAACCCCCUACGCCGACCAGGUGUUCCGCAUCCGGGCCGAACUGCGGAAGAAGCGACUUUCAGAAGUCAGUGUGGAGAGGGUGCUCAACGUUCAGGGUAAGCAGUUCCGCGUCCUGUUCCUCAGCACGGUCCGCACCCGCCACACCUGCAAACACAAGCAGACCCCCAUCAAACGCAAGGAGCAGCUCCUGGAGGACUCCACCGAGGACCUGGACUAUGGCUUCCUCUCCAAUUAUAAGCUCCUGAACACGGCCAUCACCCGGGCCCAGUCCCUGGUGGCGGUGGUGGGAGACCCCAUCGCUCUGUGCUCCAUCGGGAGAUGCAGGAAGUUCUGGGAGCAGUUCCUCACGAUUUGUCAUGAGAAUCGGAGUCUUCACGGCAUCACAUUCGAGCAGAUAAAGUCCCAGCUGGAGGCCUUAGAGCUGAAGAAGACCUACGUGCUGAACCCGCUGGCGCCAGAGUUCAUCCCGCGGGCGCUCCGGCAGCAGCAGGCAGCAAACGCCGCCAAACAGCAGCAGUCACCGCCAAAGGGCAAAGGUCACCACAAUCAGAGCGAGCACUUUCAAGGGGAUGGAAUGGUUCAGCCCAAUCCUUCUGUCCUGAUCGGCAAUCCCAUCCGGGCGUACACCCCACCCAUGGGUGCUCACACCAACCUGGGCAAAUCCCCCAGCCCCGUGCAGAGGAUAGACCCCCACACCGGCACCAGUAUUCUCUACGUACCUGCCGUCUACGGGGGCAAUAUGGUCAUGUCCGUGCCUUUACCUGUCCCGUGGCCCCCCAACUACCAGGGUCGGUUUUCUGUGGAUCCCCGGCUCAUGACGCACCCGGCCAUGGCCUAUAACAUGAACCUCCUCCAGGGCCACGGCCGCGGAUCUCCCAUCCCGUUCGGCCUCGGCCACCACUCACCGGUCAACGUCGGGCAGCAGGUUCCGCACACGGACAAAGAUCAGCACGAGCUCAGCCGCAAUGGUAAAAGCGAGAACAAUCCGUCAGCCGACAUGAAUAAGCUGCGCACCCCCGAGAAGAAACCGCUGGACUGCAAACCGGUGGACUUGGACCCAAACACACAAACGAGAAGCCCAGAGUCUCGAGCCAACCUCGCCUUCCCCAACCCCAAAUAUCACCGCAAAGAUAAUCCGCCCCAGAGGCCGAUGAAUGUCCACCUGACUCCCCCGCACCCGCAGUACCCCAUGCCCAGCCGCCACUUCCCACACGUCUCCCCCUUACAGCGGCCGCAGUUUCCCCUACAGCAGCAGAACCUUCUGUCCCAACAGCAGAACCAUCUCCCAGAACUGCAGAACCAGAUCCCUCCUCCCCCGCAGGGACCCGUUGUCCCGCAGCAUAACCAUUUAAUGCAGCAGCCGCCCCCGCAGGCUUCUCAGCUGUCCCCCGCUUUCCAGCCCAAUCAGUCCUUCUUUAAUAACCCCAUUCCUCACCGCCCCCCAUCGCCCGGCGUGGACGGCAUGAUCCCGGAGCAGCCGCCGCCGACCAUACUGCAGGACGUCAAUAACCCGCUCCGCUCUGUCGCCCAUAACAAUCAGCUGAUGUCUUCGCACCUCAACAGCUACAUGGAGGACGGGCCUCCAGCCAUGAGUGCAGGGGAGGCUCUAGAUCGUCUGCACAGUAACGUGGCGCUGGAGACGCUGAGGCAGCAGCAGACGAGGAUACAGCAGUGGAACGAGCAUAACGCCUUCCUGAGCCAAGCCAACCUCACAUACCCGCACCACCCCCAUCUACAAGCAAUGGGUCUGGCCCAGCAGCAGCUCAUCAGGCCUAACUGGAAGAUCCCAAACAGCGGAGAGGAGGAGCCUGAGAUCACAUAUUCCAGGUUCCAGGAGUUUCUUCGGGAACUUUCUCAACACGAGCAGAGCGGUGAUCAUCGAGACCUCACAGAGAUGCCUCCUCCUCAGUCCAGACUGUUACAGUACAGACAGGUCCAGCCCCGCAGCCCACCAGCACUCGCCUCCCCCUCCUCCGGCCACAGCGGCCACUUCCCCAGCUUCAGUGAAAACAGCCGAGGAGACAUGGACAUGAGCAACAAUCCCACCUUCCCAGCGCACAUGGCCAACGUGUACAGCAGCCCCUACACCAUGCCAUCGGAACACAUGACGCCCCCUCCACCAAUGAAAUACCUGCAACACGACGGCUCCUGGGCCUACGCCAACCUUCAGCAGAAUCCUCUAAUGGGGCAGGGAUUUCAUUACGGUAUGCCCCCUCUACAGCACAGACCACCACAGAACCCGUUCAUCCAUGUACAGAACCACCAGCCCCCCGCUGGUCAGGAAACAUUUCACCCAGCCGCGCCCCGUGCCGUCUCCACCUCUUCACUCCACAAUCUAGAAGAGUAUGAACCUAGAGGACCCGGCAGGCCGCUGUACCAAAGAAGAAUCUCGGCUAGCUCGGCGCACCCCGGUUCAGAAGAAUUAGCCGCUUGUCAAGAACCCCUCGGUCAAUGUAAAGAAAUUCAAGACCCCAACAAACCCCCAUCAUAUAAUUAUUCAUCUCCCGAACUCUGGGUCAACGCAGCAUCGUCAGUCCCGUACCAGAACAUUCCGUGCAACGGCGCCAACCCAUCCGGACCGCCCCGGGACAUGUUAGUUGCUCCCCAGAAAAUGGUGAAGCCCCCUGACGAGCAUCUCAAAGCGGAGAACCUGCAGAUGUCCAGCUCCUUCAAUUACAACGUCCUGCAGCAUCUGGGCCAGUUCCCCCCUCUCAUGUCCAACAAGCAGAAUGCAGAACCCAACGGAACCGCAGCCGCCCAACAGAACGCGGGCGCCAACAAGCCCACCAUGUCUUACGCUAGCGCCCUGCGGGCUCCACCUAAGCCCAAACCCCCACCUGAACAGGCAAAAAAGAAUAGCGACCCCCUGUCUUUAUUUCAGGAACUUAGCUUAGGGAGUUCAUCAGGUAACAACGGCUUCUAUUCCUAUUUUAAGUAGACCCUCCCCCCUCACUUUUUGCCUUUUGUGUUUUUUGUAUACAAUUUUUUUUUUGUCAUUUUGUAGAAAUAUUUUAGUUUUGGUUAAUGAGUGACCUAUAGCCUCACUGUCAUUUUAAGCAUUUUGGGUUUUUUCAUUUUUUUCUUGUAUGUGUGCAUAAAAAAAAGAAAACGUGUUUUGCGUCGCCGUCUGUGUAUCUGCAAGAAUUAUGCACACGUAAUUUACGGCUCACGGCCUACUGAUCUCUGCUGCCAUUUUUAAAAUAUCUACCUUACUCAAUAUUGAGUUUUUAAUUAUUUAAAAAAAAAAAAUAAUCUUGACAAACAUUGAGGCGAGAUAGCAGUUGUCCGCAGAACUGCUGCUGCUCCUGGCUCUGAUCUCCCAUUGCUGUAGCUAAUGGAAAUUUUACAUAGGUGCAAGAACGGCGACGCAAAUGCACAUAAAAAAAAUUAUAUAACAAUGAUGUGUGAAUGUAUAUUGUACCCAGUAUACAUCCACUGGUAACAGUUUGUAGCUUUGCAGAAAUCUGCAACAACUGUUACAGAGAGGAAAAUCCCAAAAAAUAAA
Molecule: messenger RNA, 6533 nt
Organism: Bufo bufo (common toad)
Lineage: Eukaryota; Metazoa; Chordata; Amphibia; Anura; Bufonidae
Gene: HELZ
Product: helicase with zinc finger
Exons: 31
Coding region: 177-5966 (1929 amino acids)
Biological process (GO): regulatory ncRNA-mediated post-transcriptional gene silencing
Cellular component (GO): cytosol; P granule
Molecular function (GO): helicase activity; metal ion binding
Source: RefSeq, a predicted model, not a curated record